Messenger RNA from Aphanomyces astaci, 3481 nucleotides. RefSeq lists its product as hypothetical. The transcript has a single exon. The record is from RefSeq and is a predicted model, not a curated record. Gene Ontology annotation, molecular function: nuclear import signal receptor activity; small GTPase binding. Bases 63 to 3335 code for a protein of 1090 amino acids. Lineage: Eukaryota; Oomycota; Saprolegniomycetes; Saprolegniales; Verrucalvaceae. Gene Ontology annotation, cellular component: cytoplasm; nucleus. Gene Ontology annotation, biological process: protein import into nucleus.
UUUGUAUUGGCUGAGAUCAUCGUCGUCGUCAUUCUCGGAGAUAUCCCCCGCUCGACAUCACCAUGGUCGACUUCGCCCCAGAACAGCUCGAAGAAUGCAUCCUGCGGCUGAUGGCACCCGACACCCAGGUAAUCAAGGAAGCUGAAGGUCUGCUGAAGCAGUACCUGAGCUCGCCAGCGUCCGUCAUUGGCAUGAUGACCCAGUUGCAAGGGUCUUCGCGGCCCGAAGUCCGCCAAUACGCCGCGCUCCUCAUGCACUUGAAGAUUUCGUCGCAUUGGGAUCACUUUGACGCCGCGACCCGCACCAACCUCGCCCAAGCUUUGCUUCAACGUGUGGUGGAAGAGCCCGUAGCCGUGGUGCAACUCGGCAUUGCACGCAUCAUCGCCGCGGUGGCUGCGGAAAUCAUGCCCGAAGGCCAAUGGCCAGAACUGUUUGCGUUGAUCACAUCGUGUGCCGGAAAUGCCGCCAGCGCGCCCGCGCGGUACCUGUCCAUGUUGCUGCUCAACAAGCUGAACGAAGCGAUUGGCGGCCAACUGAUUGAGCAAUUCCAAAACGUCAAGGGGUUCUACUUGGCCGGGCUCAAGGACGCCGAGAUGAAAGUCCGCGUCGAAGCCAUGCGUGCGUCGUGCGGCAUUGCGCAGUACCUUGACGAAAGCGAGGCCACGGACAAGAAGACCGCGACCGAGUUCCAAACCCUGGUCGAGCCCAUGAUUGAAAUCCUCAAAGCGUGCAUGGCGUCGCAAAACGAGCAAGAAGCAUGCGACUUUAUGGAAUCGUUCACGUCGUUGUCGGAGAUUUCGUUCCCGCUGCUCACCAAGGCCAUGCCCACGCUCGUGCACUUGCUUCUCCAGAUCUUCAUGGCGCCCGACAUCGAGCCGUCGACGCGCGCCGCCGCCAACGCGUGCCUGAACUCGCUCGUCGAAAACAAACCCAAGGUCAUCUCCAAGUCGGGCUUGGCCCCUACGAUCUUCAACGCUAUGAUCCAAGCCGUGGCCGCCGACAACCACUCGGCCAGCGGCGUGUUCUUUAGCAUCUUGCAAGAAGAAAAGGACGACGACGAAGAGGAACACAUGACCCAGAUGGCCCAGCGCACACUCGACUACAUGGCGCUGAGCCUGUCGCCCAAGACCCUCAAGCCCAUCGUGCUCCAAUGCGCCCACCAAGUCGUGGGCUCGUCCAACCCGAGCAUGCAAAAGGCCGGCGUCCUCGCGCUCGGCGUCGUCUCGGAAGGUCUGUCCGAGUUCUUGUCGGAAAACCUGGCCAGCGUGUUGCCGCUCAUCUACACGGCCGCCGCCUCGACGCACCACAACGUCCGCGAAGCCGCGUGCUUUUCGCUCGGUCAGUUUGCCGAGUACCUCCAGCCCGAGAUUCAGACCCACUACGUGGACAUCAUCCCCGUCGCACUGGCGUUGCUGGACGACCCGACGCCGGACGUCAAGGCUACGUCGUGCUACGUGCUCGAAGUGUUUACCGAGUCGAUGGAACCGGAUGAGAUCGAGCCGUUCUUGAACGGGCUCGUCGAAAAGCUGGUCGGGCUCGUGCAAACUCAAAAGCCAGGCAUCCAGAAACUCGCGAUUUCCGCGCUGGGCAGUGUGUCGGUGGGCGCCAAGACCAAGUUUGAACCGUACUUUGCCGGCGUGUGCGAUUUGCUACAGCCGUUUUUGGCCAUCACGGACAAGAAGUACCUGCAACUGCGCGCGACCGCGAUCGAGUGCCUCGGGUACUUGGUCGUGGCGCUCGGCGCUGACAAGUUUGGCCACCACAUCCAAGUGGUCAUGCCGUAUGUGUUCCAGACCAUGCAAUUCAACGACGACGAGCUCAACGACAUGUGCAUGGGCUUUAUCAUCAACGCAAGCAACAUCUUCAAGAAGGCGUUCCUUCCAUAUGCUGACACGUGCGUCCAGGCCAUCCUGCCCAUGCUCACCCCGGACAACGGCGUCGAAAUCUGCAGAGACAACGACCAAGCCCUCGAAGCGUUUGAAGAUGACGACGAGAUCGACGCCACGGAACACUACUUCAAGGUCCACACUGCCACCACCGAGAUGCUCACGCGUGCCGUGCAGUGCAUUGAGGCGCUGGCGACCAACCUCGGCGGCGGCUUUGACCGGUUCGUGCCCGAUAUUCUCGUCGCGAUGAGCUUGAUGGUUGAAACGAUCCACGAAAGCGUGCGCGCGGUGGUGCCAGAGGCAUGCGCCGCGCUUGUCGUCACGUCGUUCUACGCGACGACCCCCGCCGCCCAAGACGGCGACGUCAAGGUGUGGACGCAGGGCCAAUUGCUCGAGCUGCACCCCCGCACCAAGCUCCUCUUGGACAAACUCAUGGGCCCCCCCCUUGGCGACGUCGAGGCCGGCCAAAUCCAAAGCGUGUUUCAAGAACUGCUGCAUGACUCGGACCCUGCGGUCGUGGACGGCACCCUCCGCGCCCUCACGACGCUCACGACGGAACUUGGGGCCGUUGUGUUGGCGCCGUACUUUGACGUGAUUGGCAAGUUUUCUGAGACAACGUUGGAAUUGAACAACCCGGACGACGAGGACGGAGGCCACGGCGACGACGACGACGACGACGAAGACGACGGCGACAAGAGCACCGUGGUGGAUCUGCUCACCGAGUUGUUUGGGGCGAUGGCCAAGGCAUUUGGCCCGACGUUGUUGCCGCUGUGGCAGCCGCUCUUUCCCCAGUUCAUGGCGUACCUCCAAGUGGGCGUCCAUGCCGACAAGGACCGCGCCGCCAUCCUCGGAAGCUUUGGCGAAGUCCUCCCCGAGUUGCAAGCCGCCGGCGCGCAGUACGUGGCCGAAGUGGUGCCGGCCUUGUUCAAGGGCGCGGCGUCCGCCGAUUCGUCGCUCCAGCGCAACUCGGCGUUCAGUUUGGGCGCGAUCGUGCGCAUGAGUGGGCCGGCGUUGGCCCCCCAGUACCUGCAGCUCCUCCAAGCGCUGGCCCCGCUUUUCAACGCCAAGGACGAAGCCGUGGUCGACAACGCGUGCUCGGCGGUGGCGUCGCUGAUCUCGACCGCGCCGGACGCCGUGCCGCUCGACCAAGUGUUGCCUGUGUUCCUCAAGGCGCUUCCGCUGAAGGCAGACUUUACCGAAACAGAAAACGUGUACGGCGCCUUGUUCAAGCUGCUCGAAAUGCAGCACCCCGUGGCGAGCCAGCACAUGGGCGACAUCGUGUCGAUCUUUGCGCAAUCGUUGGGCGACGACUCGGAUGUAGAUGAGGACGUCCAAGGGAAGAUCGUCGCGUGCUUCAAGUGGCUCGUGGCGUCCUUCCCAGACCAAAUGCAUGCGAUCGUGGGCGCGUUGGACGGCCAACAGCAAGCGACGCUGCAAAAGGUCUUGUAGACACUGCAGCAAAGUGUAUACGAGUAGGGGUAGACAAAGAGACGAGACUGGUUGAUUAACUUUAUUUGGCGUGAAAAACAAACCAUCCAUUUUGUGGGCUUGAAACAAACAGCAACGUGGACUUUGCACAUCCUAACACUACUGUA